Messenger RNA from Suillus bovinus, 1664 nucleotides. RefSeq lists its product as uncharacterized. The record is from RefSeq and is a predicted model, not a curated record. The transcript has 5 exons. Bases 119 to 1237 code for a protein of 372 amino acids. Lineage: Eukaryota; Fungi; Basidiomycota; Agaricomycetes; Boletales; Suillaceae.
AUUAUGUGGUGCCCAUGCAUCGGUUUGGCAUGGAGAUUCUCUCAAUCACCUCUCAUCGUGAAAACUAUAUAACGACCAAAGCCUCAAGCCUCGAUGGAUUAUUGUCCUCUCCUUCACCAUGUUUUCUACAGCUCCUCCUCUACACUCCCAAUGGGCUGCCUGUAAUCCCACUGUCUUGCCUCCAACUUUUCACAAUGCUCGCUACGCAGGGUGGCCCCACCCCCCAAUGCAGCUUCCCCAUAUCACAUCACCUCUGUUAACUGAACAGCAUGAUAUUGAUGUGGCAAAUAAUUUUCCCUCGCAUUAUACCCAGGUGAACGCUUCCCAUAGUACCCAAUCUUCGAGUUAUCCUAUCCAUCCCCAGUAUGAACCUCCCUCCCCCAUAAAUUUGGGGGUACAAGCAUCUGCGAAUAUGACGGGUUCCGUCGAUCGCAAUUCAUGGCCAUGGAAUGACGCUCGCACUCCAUUCGUCGAUAUGCCCACAAUGACUCGACAUGAUAUAGAGGACAUGCAGCUCAUAUAUGACCACUCUGUGCCACGAACAAUGUCAUCAAACGUCAACGAAACACAAAAUGGUAUGUCUCAGACACAACUUAUGAUCCCCGUCGUUCCUCAUACCUCUUAUGCAGCCCAUCCCCAUCCACUUCUCUCGAUGUCAUCCAUGCCAUUCACAUACGACCUGCGCUUCCCGCCUAUCUCUCUCGUUUUUCCAUCGUCGUCUCCAUAUGCAGGCUGCGGGUACGAGCUACUCUUCGUCCCACUCACCCCACAACGGCCUAGACAGAUACGCCUCAUCAGCCCAGACUUUCCUUGGGCAUUCGACGUCAAUCCUGACCCCAGUGCCGGAGCAGAGGGCGUGACAUGUCUUGACGUUCUCGCUACCCUGCAUGCCGCAUUGCAGCGCCCACUCACGGACACAGAGUGGGCCACCGCUGAACGCGAUAGACGUGCGAGUAUUAUCAGAGCGCGUGAUCAUCGUCCGAUGAUACAGCCUGCAUUGCAGGGAAGCUCGAAUUCUGCAGCACGUACUAGGCUAACGGUGAGGUCUGCAUUCGACGCAUCAGCGUCAAACAACAGGCCCGCGCAGCGAGAGAGGUUACUGCUCCGUGUUGAUUGGCUCGGGUCUCGUGUUGCGUUUGCGGGGCUUAUCAAGGAUGAAGCAUUUGCAAGGAGCAGACUCAUUCCGGGUAGUGAGGAGCCACCUGAGACUUGGGUGGUGAAGUUUCAGAGGUUAUGAUUUCGAGCGUUUUGAAAAAGUGUACAAACAUCUUUACUAGCUAUUUGUAUCGAUAUUUUAUGAAGUUGUCGUCAACUUUCGUGUCAUGUGUUGCCUUGUCAGCGUUGAGUAGGCUUUGUCGAGAGGCAUGUGGAGACACCAGGGAUCGAUCGGCGGUGCCGACGUUGACCUUGCUUGUUCAACCAAAUAUUUAUUCGCUGCUGAUUGGUUGCGCACGCUUCUCAGGUUUAUGACAAAGUGGCAUGAUUUCGUCGUAUCCCCCGAAAUGGCCUAGAUUGAAGCGGUGACGGUCGAAGCAAAAGACUUUUGGGGAGGACAUGUGCAUGCGCGUUUGAGAGGGCAGCUUACAUAGUAAAAAUCGUCAUCCUGAAUUCACAUCAUGCGUAGAUAUUACGAUUUGCGAUGAUACCAUUGGCUGAGUUUGGGG